AUGCUGCUGCCACUCCGCACAAGCGCGCCGAGGGGACUGGCCGCCACCACGCUGUCCGCCGCCCAUCGUUCGGCCCGCCUGGCAUCGACGGUAGCCGCUGGCCAGCCUUCGGCCCCGGCCAAAAAGACGCUCGCUGUCCUCGGCGGCGGCAUCUCGGGCCUGGCAUCCGCCUACCGCCUCUCGCAGCGCCUGCCCGCCUCACGCUACCGCGUCGUCCUCCUCGAACAGAGCCAACGCCUCGGUGGCUGGAUCGAUAGCCGCAGAACAACGCUCGCCUCGCCGCCCACCGACCCCAAUGCCCCAUCGACCGCCCUCAUCGAAAAGGGCCCUCGCAGCAUCCGCCCAACCGGUCCCACGGGCAUGGUCAUGCUCGAGCUGCUCCGGUCCAUCGACCUCCUCGACCGCAUGCUCAAGGUACCCAAGACGGCCCCGUCCGCCCAGAACCGCUUCAUCUACUACCCGGACCGCCUCGCAAAGCUGCCCAGCUCCCUCCCUUCGCUCUUCACCGCCCUCGCAAAGCUCCCCUUCCUCCGCUCCGCCCUGCCAAGGGCGGCGCUCGAGUACCGAGUGCCCUCCCGCUUCGCCCGGCCGCGCUCCGAGUCAAAGGCAGAGCAGGACCGCCUGCGACGCCGCGAGGCCCUCGAUGACGAGUCGGUCGACUCGUUCGUCUCGCGCAGGUUCGGAGAGGGGCUCGCUGCCAACCUCGUAUCGGCCGUCAUCCACGGCAUCUACGCCGGCGACUCGCGCAAGCUCAGCGUCAGGAGCGUCAUGCCCUUCCUCUGGGAGGCCGAGCGCACCCACGGCAGCGUGCUCAAGUCGCUCUUCCUCUCGCCCAAGCGCAACCGCAAGUACAGGAGCCUGCCCGAGCACGAGGCUACCGCCAAGAGUCGACGCGAGGGGAGCGCAAAGCAGGUCGAGGCGCGCCUCGGCAAGGAGCUUACCGACAGCUUUAAGGGCACUAGCGUCUACUCGUUCCCCAACGGCCUCCAGGAGAUCAUCGACGCCCUCGAGCAGAAGCUCGACGCUGCCGCCAACGUCGAGGUCAGAAAGGGUGCCGGCGUCGUGUCAGUCGUCGUCGGCGAGGACGGGAAGGUGCUCCUCAAGACCACGGCCGGCGACACGAUCGAGGCCGACCGCGUCAUCUCGGCGCUCCCCUCGGCUCAGAUGGCCAAGGCGCUGCACGCCGAGGCCGAUGGGCUUCCGGGCCUCGAGUUCAACCCGUCCGCCAACGUCGGCGUCGUCAACCUCGUCAUCUCGCCCGCCGCCGAGGGCGAGGCCUCUUCCUCCAAGCCCCUCCUUCCAGUCGAGGGCUUCGGCUACCUCAUCCCGCGCACCACGCCCAACAACGAGGACGGCAUCCUCGGCGUCGUCUUCGAUAGCGACUCGCUGCCGACCCAGGACAUGAAGGACCCGCUCAGCCCGGCCGCCGCCAGCACGCUCGCCCAGCGCCCGAUCAAGCUGACCGUCAUGAUGGGCGGCGCCCACUGGUCUCACCUCGACGCCGCCACGCUGCCGACCGACGACGAGAUGCGACGCCGCGCCGUCCGCGCCGUCUCGCAGCACCUCUCGAUCCCCGCCUCGCUGCUCGAGGACCCGUCGCGCACCAAGAUCCUGCCGACGAUGCAGCGGGACUGCAUCCCGCAGUAUCUCGUCGGCCAUCCGGUCCGCAUGCACGCGCUGCACCGCGCGCUGGCGCAGCACGAGACGCUGUCGGACAAGCUGACGCUCGUUGGCGCCAGCUACACGGGCGUCAGCCUCAACGACUGCGUCGCCUACUCGAUCGAGGCGGCCGACCGCGUGGCGGAUGCCGAGCUGCACGGGCAGGGUCGCAGGACCCGGGCAGUGACCGGCCUCGAGAACUUUGACCACGCCGCCGCCGAGCCGCAACCGGCAUCGGCCGGUUCGAUCAAGGAGAGUGUCACCGAAACGCCGCCCCUCUCUGGCGCCAUGCAGAGGAUGGCACGGAGCGGGCAGAUGUGGUGGCAGCAGGCGGGCCGCACCGACGCCGCCCGGCCGGCCUUUGCAAGAGGCCUGCACACCUCGUCUGCACGAUCCAACGACGGUGCGACUGGCGCCGCCGCUACCGGCUCUGCCGCAACCGCCAAGAAGCCUCGCCCGCUCGGAGAGGUGCUGGCUGAGUCGAUCCGCGCCUCAGGUCCGAUGCCAGUCUCGACGUACAUGCGCACCUGCCUGCUCGACCCGGUGCAGGGCUACUAUUCGAGCGCCAAUGCCGAGCCGACGUCGGCCGACGGCGUGAGCCGGGAGGUGCUGGGCUCGCGCGGAGACUUUAUCACCAGCCCGGAGAUCAGCCAGGUGUUUGGCGAGCUGGUGGCCGUCUUCUACGUGGCGCGGUGGCAGGCGUGCCAGAUGCCACGGCGGACGCGGCUGGUCGAGCUGGGCCCGGGCAAGGGCACGCUGCUGGCCGACAUGCUGCGGACGUUUUCCGUCUUCCCGCAGUUUCUCGACACGGUCGAGUCGAUCCACCUGCUCGAGACGUCCGAGGGCCUGAUGAAGCUGCAGCUCGAGGCGGUGCGCGCCGCCCUCGACCGGGCCGGCAAGAAGCUCGUCCCGGCCGACCAGGCCGAGGUGGCCAAGGACGAGAUCCGCAUCGAGUGGUUCAACGACAUUGCCGACAUCCCGAUCCAGCCCGAGACGUUUACCAUCCUGACGGCGCACGAGUUUUUCGACGCGCUGCCGACGCACAUCUUUGAAAAGACGGUCAACGGCUUCCGCGAGGUGCUCGUGGGCGUCAAGACUGAGCCCCAGGGGCAGAAGGGCAUCACUGUGCUCAAGCCGUCGGACCUGCAGUCGCACAAGAAGCAGCAGCACGACGGCGGCGAGAAGCGCAAGGACGAGCUGCAGUUUGUCCUGAGCCCGGGACCGACGCCGUGGUCGAAGCUGCUGGCCGAGGGCAACAAGCGAUUUGCGACGCUGCAGCCAGGCCAGCGCAUCGAGGUGUCGCCCGAGUCGUGGGCCAUCGCUCGGCGCGUCGGCGAGAUCGUCUCUGGCCGACCUGCCUCUGCACCCCGCUCGUUUGCUUCCGGCGCGGGCGCGGGCGCAGAUGCGGAUGUCAACGCGGCCAAGGAGGCCGAGGCCGAGGCCGAGGCGCAGCGGCUCGCCGCGCCGUCCGAGGGUGGCAUCUCGCUCAUCAUCGACUAUGGCGGCGACCAGACGUACGGCGGCAGCCUGCGCGCGUUUAAGCGGCACGAGAUUGUCGACGUCUUUGACGAGCCGGGCCAGUGCGACCUGACGGUGAAUGUCGACUUCCUGCACCUCAAGUCGGCCUUCGAGACGACCGAGGCAUCGUACCUGGGUCCGAUGGAGCAGGCGCACUUCCUCGUCGCCAUGGGGCUCGAGCAGCGCGUCGAGCGGCUGCGGCGCGACGCCGAUGAGGAGCGCAAACGACAGAUCGAGGGCGCCGCUAAUCGCCUCGUUGACCUGACGGGCAUGGGCCGGCAGUACAAGGUGCUCGCUGUUCAGGCCGACCGCAGCGAGGGCGGGUGGGACGAGGUCGAGCACGACGGCGGCAAGAAGGUCCGCAAGCUCAAGACGCAGCCCGCCGCCAAGCUGUACCCGUUCGAGAUGUGA
Molecule: messenger RNA, 3588 nt
Organism: Pseudozyma flocculosa PF-1
Lineage: Eukaryota; Fungi; Basidiomycota; Ustilaginomycetes; Ustilaginales; Ustilaginaceae
Exons: 1
Coding region: 1-3588 (1195 amino acids)
Biological process (GO): mitochondrial respiratory chain complex I assembly; porphyrin-containing compound biosynthetic process
Cellular component (GO): mitochondrion
Molecular function (GO): protoporphyrinogen oxidase activity, oxygen as acceptor; protein-arginine omega-N symmetric methyltransferase activity
Source: RefSeq, a predicted model, not a curated record